This is a messenger RNA of Penicillium roqueforti, 1104 nucleotides long. RefSeq lists its product as uncharacterized. The coding region runs from base 1 to 1104 and encodes 367 amino acids. The transcript has 4 exons. Lineage: Eukaryota; Fungi; Ascomycota; Eurotiomycetes; Eurotiales; Aspergillaceae. The record is from RefSeq and is a predicted model, not a curated record.
AUGAAUCCAGUAAGUCCCUGGAUCGCGGCUUUGGCCGACCAAUGUCUCUCAUUUUAUAUCGGUCAAAAUGAUCAAGAUGAAGUCCAGGUGGAAGAUAUCGACGGAUGUCUCAGCUUCAGUUUCUGCAAGCCGACACUCAAGACAGCCGUUGUUGUAUCGUGGGGAGAAGGAGAGAAGAGUCAUUGCGCCACAUUUACAGAUUCAAAGAACCAGAUUGAUGCGAUUAUUUUACAAGACUCGCCGGACGUACAGGGAGCAACAUCACCCUGUCCACCGUCGCUUAAAGGAGGCCCUAGGCACCUAGUUGAACUUUUCGACAUCAAGCUCAUUUUAACGUACUCAGCACCUGCCCCGGAUGUCUGCCUCCAAAUUAAACGGUUUACUAUCCACCCGAAUGCGGUUCCGAGAGGGGAUGUACCGAAACCAAAGCUCAAGAAAACAACGGCUCUUAGAGCCCUGAUGACUAUGGCAUGCGACAAAAUCCAAAAGACGCGAGGGCAUGCUAGCUCCAACGAUCAAACAAAUGCUAGAUUGACCGACCCAUUUGCUUCUCAGCGUGAUCGAACUAUGCCGCUCAAUCAUUCUCAAACCAAUAUGGCAUCACAGUUGCUCUUCUCCCAACCCCCGUCUAAUAUGCGCCAUGGCGCACCGAAGAGUAAUGCAAUGACCAGUCGUGUUUCCCUCAACGGGUCAUCAGAUCUUCUAGGAUUGCUCGCUCCUUCUCAUCCAAUUCAAACAAAUUACGCAGCCACUAGAGAGGUGCUCGAGGCCCACGGACUACCUCUUGGUGAAAGUGAAAGCAGGCAUUCUCCCUUGCCAAAUACAGGAAUUGAAUAUGUUACCAAUCAAUCUUACGCAGAUAUUGAAAAAGAAGUGGUAGACUUUAUAGCGGAGUGUACGGGCACACAACCUCCCAAUGAGUCGGAUGAUCAUGGCCCGGCUCGCAAUGUUGGAAUGGGGGACAUUCAGCCGUCAAAAAAAAGACAUCGUGGUAGUACAGAUGUGCUAAUUCACAAUGAUGGCCUGAGCUCGCAGGGCCGGCAAAGUUCAAAUACACCACCCUCCAAAAAGCGACAGCGCAUUGAUGCUGGGUACAGAUCGUAA